Messenger RNA from Diceros bicornis minor, 3007 nucleotides. RefSeq names its product MAGE family member D1 (gene MAGED1). The record is from RefSeq and is a predicted model, not a curated record. Gene Ontology annotation, biological process: negative regulation of transcription by RNA polymerase II. The transcript has 14 exons. Gene Ontology annotation, cellular component: nucleus. The coding region runs from base 247 to 2580 and encodes 777 amino acids. NCBI's taxonomy places the organism in Eukaryota, Metazoa, Chordata, Mammalia, Perissodactyla, Rhinocerotidae.
AGAAGCUUAAGCUUCUGCCAAACAAAAGAAAAUAGCACUUCCGGUCCCGCCAACGUCGCGUUGCGGCUUUCUUCGUCAAGGCUCAAGGAUCCCAGUGCGUGUCAUGUAAUUCAACCUGAGCUGCAAAAUGACCUGCUUCCUAUUCAUCUUCCCCCUGAGAAGAGGAAACAUCCAAUGCUCUGAAAAGUAAAGAUACUUGCCCAAGGUCACAUAGCAAGCUCUGCUCUUGCCAGAGGGACAGGAGCUAUGGCUCAGAAAAUGGACUGUGGUGCGGGCCUCCUCGGCUACCAGGCUGAGGCCUCGGUAGAAGACAGCACCUUGCUUAUGCAGACCCUGAUGGAGGCCAUCCAGAUCUCGGAGGCUCCACCUACCAACCAGGCCACAGCAGCUGCCAGCGGGCAGAAUUCUAGUCACCAGAGUUCACGGCCCCCAACAGCCAGUGAGAUGGCUGAUAUUCAGGCUUUAGCAGCUGCCGCUAGGCCUAACACAGCCUUUAAGGCCCAGAAUGCCACCACAAAAGGCCCAAAUGAUGCCUAUGAUUUCUCUCAGGCUCUUAAUGCCAAGGAGAUGCCCAACACACCACCUAAGGGAGCCUUUAAGUCCCAGAAUGCCACCCUUAAGGGCCCAAAUGCUGCCUAUGAUUUUUCCCAGGCAGCAACCACCAGUGAGUUAACUGCCAACAAGUCCGGGAUGGCCUUUAAGGCCCAGAAUGCCACUAGUAAGGGGGGGCCAAAUGCCACCUACAGUUUCUCUCAGUCUCUCAAUGCCGGUGCGAUGGCCAACACUCAGCCUAAGACAGCCUUCAAGGCUUGGAAUGACACCACUAAGGCCCCAACAGGUGAUACCCACACCCAGAAUGUUAACCAGGCCAAGAUGGCCGCUUCACAGGCUGACAUAGAGGCCGACCCAGGUAUCUCUGAAUCUGAUGGUGCAGCUGCACAGACAUCAGCAGAUGGUUCCCAGGCUCAGAAUCUGGAGUCCAGGACUAUAAUUCGGGGCAAGCGGACCCGCAAGAUUAAUAACUUGAAUGUGGAAGAGAACAGCAGUGGGGAUCAGAGGCGGGCUCCACUGGCUGCGGGGACCUGGAGAUCUGCACCAGUUCCAGUUACCACUCAGAACCCGCCUGGUGCACCCCCCAAUGUGCUCUGGCAGACCCCAUUGGCCUGGCAGAACCCAUCAGGCUGGCAAAACCAGGCAGCCAGGCAGACCCCACCAGCACGUCAGAGCCCCCCAGCUAGGCAGACCCCACCAGCCUGGCAAAACCCAGUUGCUUGGCAGAACCCAGUGAUCUGGCCAAACCCAGUCAUCUGGCAGAACCCAGUGAUCUGGCCAAACCCCAUUGUCUGGCCUGGCCCAGUUGUCUGGCCGAACCCUCUGGCCUGGCAGAAUCCACCUGGAUGGCAGACCCCACCUGGAUGGCAGACCCCACCGGGCUGGCAGGGUCCUCCAGAUUGGCAAGGCCCUCCUGACUGGCCACUGCCACCCGAUUGGCCACUUCCCACUGACUGGCCGCUCGCACCUGACUGGAUCCCCACCGAUUGGCCAGUUCCACCUGACUGGCAGAACCUGCGACCCUCACCAAACCUGCGCCCCUCUCCCAACUCACGUGCCUCACAGAACCUGGGUGCCUCACAGCCCCGAGAUGUGGCCCUUCUUCAGGAAAGAGCAAAUAAGUUGGUCAAGUACCUGAUGCUUAAAGAUUACACAAAGGUGCCCAUCAAGCGCUCAGAAAUGCUGAGGGAUAUCAUCCGUGAAUACACUGACGUUUAUCCAGAAAUCAUUGAACGUGCGUGCUUUGUCCUGGAGAAGAAAUUCGGGAUUCAAUUGAAGGAAAUUGACAAGGAAGAACACCUGUACAUUCUCAUCAGCACCCCUGAGUCCCUGGCUGGCAUACUGGGAACGACCAAAGACACACCCAAGCUGGGUCUCCUUUUAGUGAUUUUGGGCGUUAUCUUCAUGAAUGGCAACCGUGCCAGUGAAGCUGUCCUCUGGGAGGCACUACGCAAGAUGGGACUGCGUCCUGGAGUGAGACAUCCUCUCCUUGGAGAUCUGAGGAAACUUCUCACUUAUGAGUUUGUAAAGCAAAAGUACUUGGACUACAGACGAGUGCCCAACAGCAACCCUCCUGAGUAUGAGUUCCUCUGGGGCCUCCGUUCUUACCAUGAGACUAGCAAGAUGAAAGUGCUGAGAUUCAUUGCAGAGGUUCAGAAGAGAGACCCUCGUGACUGGACUGCACAGUUCAUGGAGGCCGCAGAUGAGGCUUUGGAUGCUCUGGAUGCUGCUGCAGCUGAGGCCGAAGCCCGGGCUGAGGCGAGAACCCGCAUGGGGAUUGGAGAUGAGGCCGUAUCUGGGCCCUGGAGCUGGGAUGACAUUGAGUUUGAGCUGCUGACCUGGGAUGAGGAAGGAGAUUUUGGAGAUCCCUGGUCCAGAAUCCCGUUUACCUUCUGGGCCAGAUACCACCAGAAUGCCCGCUCCAGAUUUCCUCAGACCUUCGCCAGCCCCAUUAUUGGCCCUGGUGGUACAGCCAGUGCCAACUUUUCUGCCAACUUUGGUGCCAUUGGUUUCUUCUGGGUUGAGUGAGAUGUUGGGUAAGUACAUCACUUUGGAUUGGGUAGUUAGGGUCACUGGAAGAUAUAGGGUCCAUGGGAAUGUAUUUAUGUGCAUGAGCUGGGAGUCCUAGGAAACCCAUGGUGGGGAGACGAGGAAAGUAUGGGGAAGCACUAUUGGGUAUUGUUAUUCCUUACUAGUUGAUAUAUAGUAUUGAUUUUUAAAUUUUUUUCUUUCUUGUGUUCACAGAUAUUGCUAAUCAGUUGCAAUAGUCUGUCCCCUGAGUGAGGCUGAAGCCUCAGAUUCCUUCUAAACACAUCUAUCUAGAGAGCCACAUCCUGUUGACUGAAAGUGGCAUGCAAGAUAAAUUUAUUUGCCGUUCCUUGUCUAUUGCUUUUUUUCCCCCUUGUGUGCUGUCAAGUUUUGGUAUCAGAAAUAAAUGUUGAAACUGCAAAGUGAA